Molecule: messenger RNA, 2221 nt
Organism: Malurus melanocephalus (red-backed fairy wren)
Lineage: Eukaryota; Metazoa; Chordata; Aves; Passeriformes; Maluridae
Gene: TAMM41
Product: TAM41 mitochondrial translocator assembly and maintenance homolog
Exons: 8
Coding region: 43-1053 (336 amino acids)
Biological process (GO): cardiolipin biosynthetic process; CDP-diacylglycerol biosynthetic process
Cellular component (GO): mitochondrion
Molecular function (GO): phosphatidate cytidylyltransferase activity
Source: RefSeq, a predicted model, not a curated record
GGGAGCGGCCGGGCCGGGCCGGGCGGGCCCGGAGCCGGGGCCAUGGCGCUGCCUGCGCUGUCCAGCUCGGCCGUGAAUUUCCGGCGGGUCCUGGCGCACUUCCCGCAGGAUCUCAGCCUGGCCUUCGCCUACGGCUCCGGGGUGUUCCGGCAGGCAGGGGCCUCGGCCGAGCACGGCGAGAACAAUGUGCUGGACUUCGUGUUUGCUGUUGAUGAUCCUGUGAACUGGCAUACGACGAACUUGUUAAAGAACAGGAGUCAUUAUUCCUUCCUAAAAUAUUUUGGGCCUAAAAAGAUAACUACCAUACAAAAAUAUGGAGCAGGGAUUUACUACAACACGUUAGUGCCAUGCAAUGGCAGGACGAUAAAAUAUGGAGUAAUUAGCACUGAUGCCCUGAUUGAGGAUUUGUUUCACUGGAAAACUCUUUAUGUYGCUGGGCGCCUACAAAAGCCGGUGAAAAUCCUGGCCCARAAUGAGAACAGCAAGCUUCAAGCUGCUCUUGUCAGCAACCUGAAGAGUGCAGUCACAGCAGCCUUCCUCAUGCUGCCAGAGAGCUUCUCUGAAGAGGAUCUUUACAUGCAGAUUGCAGGACUCUCCUACACUGGUGAUUUCAGAAUGAUAAUAGGAGAAGACAAAUCCAAAGUGCAGAACAUAGUGAAACCCAAYGUUGCCCAUUUCCAGAAGCUGUACAGUAACAUACUCCUGGACUGCCCUCAAGUGGUGUACAAGCACCAUCUGGGAAGGCUAGAGAUUGACAAAAGUCCAGAAGGUCAAUUUACACAACUUAUGACUUUGCCAAAGACUUUGCAACAAAAGAUAACUGCCCUGGUAAGCCCUCCUGGAAAGAACAGAGAUGUGGAAGAAAUUUUGCUGCAAGUUGCCCAUGACCCUGACUGUGGAUUUGUGGUGCAACAGGGCAUUUCAGGAAUUGUGAGAUCCUCCAGUAUAGUGCAGAGUGCUAAAACCAUCCUGACAGCUGGGGCAAAGAAGUCUGUAACUUACAGCUUGAAGAAAUUGUAUAAAAUGACAAAGGGAGGGUUAAAGACAUCUUGAGUCUUUACAUACUGUGUAUGGGUAAAUAAAUGGUACUUUUUCUCUAAAUAUUUUGCAGAUGUGACUUUGCAUACUUGAGAAAAUUACAGUGUAUUUAAGAAGUCUCUUCUAAAAUGGUUUACAUGCUCAAUUUUACUAAUGAAAUAGAAACUUUUUGUAAUGGGAAAAGGUUUGUUGGCACUAGGGCAAAGGAAUUAUACUCUGUAAAUACUGAAAUGAAUUUUCCUGUAUAUUGGAGCCUGAAUAAAAAGGAUUGAUUAUACAGGUGAAUUAAAAUCCAAAGUCACUCAUUUUCUAUGUGUUGUUAGCUUUACUUCCCAAAAUACCCUCAGAGUCUCUUUCAAAAUGAUCCUAAUUUAUAUCAGUGUCCCAAAUUUAGUUCUUUCAGGGAUUUACAGAACUGGAGAAUCCAUUGAGUUUUAAGUAGAAUGUGGAACUGCCCUCUGACAUUUCUGCACUGACAAGUUCACCCUUAGAAUUCCUCUGAGGAUGCUUUGGCAGGGKAGACCUUGGGAAAAGUAAAUUAUUUCUCAGAUGUGUGACAUUCCUGAAUCCAAAAAACUGUCCCAAUAACUUUCAGUGUGGAGUAGAGCAAUGAGCAGCUCGGCAGGUGUCAGAUCCUUUAAUAAGGAUAUUUAAUAAUAUUAUUAAAUAAGGACAUYUAAUAAUAAUGAAUUGUGUGUUCCUCUCAUGACAUUGAAUUGAAAACUGUCCAACUGAUGGCUCAGCAUUGUCACAAGGGCCAGAGUUGGAAGGAAAAUUGUAAUUCCAUGGAYCUGCUUGGACAGAUUUGGAAAUAGCUGUUGUUUGGCAGAUUUUAUCAAAACACUUUAAAAUUGGGAAUAUUAUGAACCAAAGCACAUACUGUUUGAUUCUUUGAUUGUCUCUUUCCCCUGAAAAUACUGCCCACAAAGAUGAAACUUGAGCUCCCUUUAAAUUAGCUCWAUUUGAGACAAUUGGAGUUCUGUAUGACAUGUGACAUUAAUCAUGCCAUGAAAGAAUGGGCAUUGCUGGCAGUAUUUGUGUCUGGUGCAAUAAAUUGGGAGGAUCUUUUGUAAAUAGAACAUUUUUCACAUUGAGGUGGGUUUGCUAAUUUGGGAAAUUUUUCUUAAUAGAAAUAAACUGAGCCAAUAUUUCAUUCAAUGGUAAAAAAAGGAAAUAAAAGAUA